AUGGCGAGCUGUCUGCGCCUCCUCCUGCUCCGUGCCUUGCUGGCUGGCCUUCUGCUGCCUGGGGCGAGUGUAUUCAUUACUCGGGAACAUGCCAACAGCGUCCUGCAGAGGGCAAGGAGGGCAAAUUCAUUUUUAGAAGAGAUAAAGAAAGGAAACCUUGAAAGAGAGUGUAUGGAAGAGACUUGCUCCUACGAAGAGGCCCGAGAAGUCUUUGAAGAUGAUGUCAAAACGAAAGAAUUCUGGAACAAAUACAAAGAUGGCGACCAGUGUGAAAACAAUCCUUGCCAGAACCAGGGCGAGUGUCGAGAUGGCCUCGGGGAGUACAUCUGCACCUGCUUGGAAGGAUUCGAAGGCAAAAACUGUGAAUUAUAGUCUUUUCCCUGUGGAAAACUUACUGUGGGACGCAGUAAGAGGUCAGUGGCACAGGUCAACAACGGCAGCGGAAGCCCCGCAGAAAACUCCACCCUGGAGCGGUACGACCCUGAAAAGGAGGCUUUACUCGUCAACGAGGAAAAUGAAGGGUUUUGUGGAGGCACCAUUCUGAAUGAGUAUUACAUCCUCACUGCGGCUCACUGUCUCCACCAAGCCAAAAGGUUCACGGUGAGAGUAGGUGAUCGGAACACAGAAAAGGAAGAGGGCAAUGAGAUGGCACACGAAGUGGAAAUGAUAAUCAAGCACAACAGAUUUGUCAAAGAAACCUACGACUUCGACAUCGCCGUCAUAAAACUGAAGACCCCCAUCACAUUCCGGAUGAACGUGGCUCCUGCCUGCCUACCGCAGAAGGACUGGGCUGAGUCAACACUGAUGACGCAGAAAACAGGGAUUGUCAGCGGAUUCGGGCGUACCCACGAGAAGGGCCGCAUGUCCACCACCCUCAAACUGCUGGAGGUGCCCUAUGUGGACCGCAACACGUGCAAGCUGUCGAGUAGUUUCACAAUCACCCAAAACAUGUUCUGUGCUGGCUAUGACUCCAAUCCUGAAGAUGCUUGUCAGGGAGACAGUGGGGGUCCCCACGUCACUCGCUUCAGAGACACCUAUUUUGUCACUGGGAUUGUAAGCUGGGGAGAAGGAUGCGCAAGGAAAGGAAAAUACGGAAUCUAUACCAAAGUCACCUCCUUCCUCAAGUGGAUAGACAGGUCCAUGAAGGCCAAGGCUGGGGUCCAUCCGCAGGCUCCAUCCACUUGA
Messenger RNA from Trichechus manatus latirostris (Florida manatee), 1185 nucleotides. It is a transcript of the gene F10, whose product is annotated as coagulation factor X. The record is from RefSeq and is a predicted model, not a curated record. The transcript has 8 exons. Gene Ontology annotation, cellular component: extracellular region. Lineage: Eukaryota; Metazoa; Chordata; Mammalia; Sirenia; Trichechidae. Gene Ontology annotation, molecular function: serine-type endopeptidase activity; calcium ion binding. Gene Ontology annotation, biological process: blood coagulation; positive regulation of leukocyte chemotaxis; proteolysis.